CCCGUGUUGUAACCAACGCAUCUGAGGUCUGGAGCACUGACUUCAAUCAGGAGAAGCUGGAAAGACAUAUGGCCCAGAGCGGGAUCUCUGAGGAUUACAGCACAAAGUUCAGAGAAGCCUUUGAGCACAGAACGGCUGCCCUGACGGUGCACAACGGCAGAGCCACUCUGGAGCUCAAGGAAGAUGCCUGGAGCCUGACUUUUGACCUCUUCAAACUCCCCUCCUCUGAAGCCAGGAUGCGGCUCCAGGCUCUGAUGUUUGGCCUCAUGGGUUGUGUCAGCCGCUUGGAAAAACGUCUUGAAGCGGCAGAAGGUGCUGCUGCGGCUGCUGCUGCUGCUGUGUGCAGGUCUGAGAAGAACCAACCCAGAAACCAAAAGCUGUUGAUGCCAGAUCCGAGUCCCAGGAAGAAUCAAGGUGGAGGCUCAGCUGUUCUGGCCAAGAGAAGAGUCCCAGGAGAGUCUCUCAUAAACCCUGGAUUCAAAAGUAAGAAGGCACCAGCUGGGGUAGACUUUGAAGACUCCUGACCCCAACCUGGGCCCUUUUAUGCAUGACUUUUCACAGCAUCUGACUAAGGGGAUUUUACUCUGCAAAUGAAUUAUAAAGCUCAACAGUGCCCAGCCCUGCCUUAUGCUUGACUGAGUCCCUGGAGGACGGUUGAAACCUGAAGCCUUGUGACCUGUGUGAUACGUCUUGCAAGCAGAGGCAAGCAGCAGAACCUCAGGGCCCAUGACCUCAGCUCUGUGGGGAGCUGCUCCCCCUUUGCAGGCAGGCAGGGAGGGGCUCAGAGGCAGUCCUGUUUCCCCCCACCCCUCCCAAUCUGCUUUGCCCUCAGGGCUUAGAAUGAAUUUGACUUUGAAUGAAUUACAUUUUAAUGACAUUUUUAUCUGGCUAUUUUAAUUACCCAACCUGUGUCCAUAACUUAUUUUAAAUAAACUAGUGACUUCUUGCUUUGCAUGC
Alligator sinensis (Chinese alligator) is the source of this 957-nucleotide messenger RNA. RefSeq names its product PAXX, non-homologous end joining factor (gene PAXX). Lineage: Eukaryota; Metazoa; Chordata; Crocodylia; Alligatoridae. Bases 69 to 524 code for a protein of 151 amino acids. Gene Ontology annotation, molecular function: molecular adaptor activity. Gene Ontology annotation, biological process: double-strand break repair via nonhomologous end joining. The record is from RefSeq and is a predicted model, not a curated record. Gene Ontology annotation, cellular component: nucleus; nonhomologous end joining complex; site of double-strand break. The transcript is spliced from 7 exons.